AUGGCGGCGGGAAAAUACUUUCAGAGAGAAGUGUUGCCGGUAACGGCGCUGGUAAUAAUGGAAUGUGCCAACGUUGGGCUAAACACUCUGUUCAAGGCAGCGACUUUGCAAGGCAUGAACUUUCAUGUCUUCAUCGUCUACUCUUACGGUCUCGCUGCUCUUCUCCUCCUCCCUUCUCCUUUCUUCUCCUACAGAUCAAGAACGCUUCCACCAAUGAAUUUCUCAAUUCUCUACAAAAUCGUGCUUCUAGGGCUAAUUGGAUGCUGCUCGAACAUAAUGGGAUACACAGGGAUCAAUUAUAGCUCUCCAACACUUGCUUCUGCUAUCAGCAACCUCACUCCUGCGUUUACCUUCUUGCUCGCCGUCCUUUUCAGGAUGGAGAGUGUGUCUUUCAAGAGGACAAGCAGUGUGGCUAAAAUGUUAGGAACCGUAGUUUCCAUUGGAGGUGCAUUCAUAGUGACUCUUUACAAUGGUCCUGUCGUGAUCGCUAUGUCACCACCGUCAGUUUCUUUGCGAUCACAAUCGCCAGACCAUAAUUGGAUAAUCGGCGCGGCUUUCCUUGCGGUCGAGUAUUUCAUGGUUCCAUUGUGGUACAUUGUUCAGACUCAAAUUAUGAGAGAGUAUCCAUCAGAGUUUACCGUUGUUUGCUAUUAUAGCAUAGGCGUGAGCUUUUGGACUGCACUUGUCACAUUGUUUACCCAAGGAAGUGAGUUGAGUGCAUGGAAGAUCAAACCGAACUUAGCGUUAGUAUCGAUUGUUUGCUCGGGAUUGUUUGGAUCUUGCAUAAACAACACAAUCCACACGUGGGCGUUGCGGAUCAAGGGGCCUUUAUUUGUUGCCAUGUUCAAGCCAUUGUCGAUUGCGAUUGCCGUUGCAAUGGGCGUGAUCUUCCUCCGAGACUCUCUCUACAUCGGCAGCUUGAUUGGGGCAACGGUGAUAACAAUCGGGUUUUACACGGUGAUGUGGGGAAAAGCCAAGGAAAUAGCCAUGGUCGAAGAUGACAACAACAAGGCUAAUCAAAAGGAGCCUCAAGAAGCUGACCUUGAUUCUCCAUCGGGUUCACACAAGGCUCCUCUCUUGGAAAGUUACAAGAACGACGAACAUGUCUAA
Microthlaspi erraticum is the source of this 1110-nucleotide messenger RNA. Lineage: Eukaryota; Viridiplantae; Streptophyta; Magnoliopsida; Brassicales; Brassicaceae. The record is from the annotation of a GenBank genome assembly.